Messenger RNA from Triticum dicoccoides, 697 nucleotides. RefSeq lists its product as uncharacterized. Lineage: Eukaryota; Viridiplantae; Streptophyta; Magnoliopsida; Poales; Poaceae. The record is from RefSeq and is a predicted model, not a curated record. Bases 4 to 462 code for a protein of 152 amino acids. The transcript has 3 exons.
CCCAUGCGCGCAGUGAUGGCAUGGUGGCCGAAGAAGGCCAUCUUCUGGGGAGCCGCGCGCUGGCCGCCAUCUCCACCCGCGGCCACACCAAUAAGACAGGUGAUUUUAGGGUUGGUUCUGUCUAAAACCAAGCUGGCAGUAAUAUGCAGAGAAGGUUCGCCUGACAUAAUGACCAACGAGAGCAAGUUGUUUUUUCUUGAUGAAAAUGAUAGCUACCACUUGAUGAGAUUUAGCAAUACAAGCAUUUCCUCUAAUUUUAUUUGUAGGUCUGCAGGAGGUGCCUUUGAGAACUUGAUCAGCUACUCGAGCUUCAUUGUCAGCGAAGUCUCCACUGGGUUGCCCAGAUCUGUCCUGAAUUGCUUCAUUGAUGACAAUUUGGAGAAGGCUCCGCUGACACUUACAAAGGAUGUUUUCCUUUGUUGGAAAGACGAGGAUACGCUGGAGAUAGACAUGGGGUGGUAAGAAAAUGAUGAGUUCCUGAUGAUAUUAUGCUUGCUGGUCUAAACCUACAUGUAUUAUGUCAGUUUGUUGUUAAGAGUAUCUUGAAAAUAUAAAGCUACUGGGUGGCCAGACAUUCUAUACUAUGGUCUUUCCAAGAGCCCACAUUUCUGCAUGUAUAUAUUUGUUGUACAGCCUAUGCUGGUUUGCCUACAAUAAUUAUCAGAAGGUAAUAUGCAGCAGCCAAAUUCUCUCGGUC